CACGGGCACCACUCAUUCCAAGCCCACCACCAACAACAAGAACAAAAAUACUAUUAUGAAAUAAAACAACAACAACAACUGAUUAGCCAUGCAAGACAUUGAGUAAGAUAUGAAAGUAUUCUAUUUUGUUCAAGUGUAUACAAUAUAAAUCCAAAUUGCCUUUACUUAUUAUCAUAAUAUAUAGCCAUAUAGGUGAGCAGCGAAGAUUAUUCGAAGGAAAACAAAAACCUCAUUGGAGUUCAAUUAAGCUUCCUUUUAUUGCAAAAUACAUAUUUGUAACACCCAAAAAAGGGGGAAAAGAAAAACAAUAAAUUUCCCAUCUAAGAUCAGAAACUCAGGAAGUAAGAAAGAGGAAUACAUAACCUUGAAACUUCUUAAAGGCCCACAUGGACCACCCAAGAUAAUAAAAACAAAUUCACUUCUCUCUCAACAAAAUGAAUUGGAUAAUGUGAUUCAAAUCAGAGGUUCAAAAACCUCUUCCAUUGCAUUCAUCUCAUGGUCACUAAAAUCUUUUGGUCUCCACACUUCUCUUGCUAACCUAAACUGGUGCAAAUUUCAAAGAAUGAUCCAUCUAAAAGCUAUUCACUCCCCUUUAACACCUACACAACAAGCUCCUAUUAACACAACUUGCUACUUUAGGAGGAAAAAACCUUUCAUUUCCUUGUGCAAGUCAAGAAAAUCAGAUUCAGAUGGUAAAGGAGAUACCCGUCAACAAGAAUUGCUUGCCAGAAUUGUUCUGCUUCAAACCCAAAAAGUUCGUUUAACUGAAUACUUGGAUGAAAGAUCUGCAUAUCUAACACAGUUUGCUGAAGAAGCCAAUUGUGAGAUGGACCAGAUUGGUGAAAAUGCCAUCAAAGAACUGGAUGAAGCUGGUGCAAGGAUAAUGGAAAAUAUAGAGAACCAGAUGCAAGUUUUUGAAGAAUCAGUAGGGUUGAACAAAGAGGAGGUAGAAGAGAAUGAAAAGAAGUUAGCCGAUUUUGAAGGCCAAAUGGAGGAGGAAAGAAACGAAUGGCUUUUCUUUAACAACUUAAGGCAAAGACAACCCGUGGACAAAGCAAAAGCUAAGGAGGAGAUGGAGAAGAUUAAGCAACUUAGUAGAGAAAGUGCUGGGUCAAAGACUAGAAGAACUAUUUACUUUGCACUUAUAGGCCUUGUAGUAGUUGGGAUUGCAGAUGUUUUCAUCUCUUCACCUUCUGACUGGAGAAAAGGUGCAGUUCUUGGGAUUAUUUUGGUGUGUUUGCUUUCUCAAGUCAUCUAUGAGCAGAGUGUUUUAUCAGAAACCGAACUGGAGAGAGAACAGACAUCCAAAGAAGAAAAAAAGUGAAAUCCUCUCUGUUUUGCAUCCUACUUAUUUUCCAAAAAAAAUAUAUAUAUAUAUAUAUACUAUCAGAGAGUAUUGUAGCAUGAGUUAUAACCCCAAAAUAAAAUCUUAUUACUCGAGGCUGAUAUAACAUGCCAUAGUUUAUCUUGCAUCAUGCAUGUUUCGUGACAACACUGUAGCCAUCAAAAAUUGGAUGUGUAUUAUAUUGAUCAAAGGAAUGAUACUUGCUGAGGUAUAGAGAAUAUUGAAGUUUGUAGGACUUCAGAAUUUGGGUCUCCUGCAUUUCUUUAGUAAUCAGUGGUAACAUUGAUGUGGUCUGGAGAAGCACACAAGUCUAAGAGGAAAUAGGUUCUAUUGAUCGAAAGAUUCUAUUUUUGGAGUAAGGAAACAGUCUACUGAUGGAAAGAUUCUUACGCCAUUCAAGACACUCAGGGUACAUCAAUCAAGUGAAAAUCUUCAGAAGAGAUGUACAUCCGUCUUUAGGGAAACAAAUAUAAUCAGCUCCCUAGCAUUCACGGAACAUAGAAAUGCCAUUCACAAGAAAAGUCCAACUCUUAAUGAAAUUUCCUUGUUCCCUUUA
Nicotiana attenuata is the source of this 1901-nucleotide messenger RNA. RefSeq lists its product as uncharacterized. Lineage: Eukaryota; Viridiplantae; Streptophyta; Magnoliopsida; Solanales; Solanaceae. The transcript is spliced from 2 exons. Bases 563 to 1324 code for a protein of 253 amino acids. The record is from RefSeq and is a predicted model, not a curated record. Gene Ontology annotation, cellular component: chloroplast.